AUGCAGCGUAACUACAGCGUCUCUUUUGAACUCCUUUCCUUCCGUGCUCGGAGGCAACUCUCACUUGGUACGACGGCUACGGGGGUGCCCGAAGAGGAUGAUGUGCUUCAGGAGCCUGAUGAGUCUGACGAGGGGGAGGAUAUGAAUAACGCAUCCGCGCAGCAAGGAUUGCUCAAUGCUGACUCUGAGGAUGAUUUAGAGGCACCGGAACUGCUCAAGAGUGAGUCCGAGGAGAAUCUGGAGGCGGCGAUGUUAGGCUGUUAG
Cladocopium goreaui is the source of this 264-nucleotide messenger RNA. NCBI's taxonomy places the organism in Eukaryota, Dinophyceae, Suessiales, Symbiodiniaceae. The record is from the annotation of a GenBank genome assembly.